AAACGCCUGAUCUGGCACGGUUCAAUCCCCCUUAAAAUAACCCUCUCAAAAACCGAGAGCCGGAUCUGGGACCAAACAACUCCAUACUACAUCGAGAUACCACGGAUAUCCUAUCUCCCUGUCUACCUCGAUCUUCUGAUUGGAUUUUUCAGGACAUUCUUGCUGGAUGAGAGUACGGCAAGCGCGGGGAAUGCUUGGUUCAGCACAGCAGAGGAUGCAAUUCCGGUACGGUGGCAUCUUCCUAUCGGACUCCUACACGAUCUUCACCGCCCACCACCUCCCGCCUCUUCUUCUACCACACCACAACCUUGGCACCUCGUCCUCCAUUUCACAAACUACCCAGACAUCUUAGCCCGAAGACAGUGUGACUGGGCGAUGCGCGACGCCUACAUGAACAAACUUAAAGAAGCCGAUUUCCUCCGCUGCGGAAGUGCGAAACGAGUUAUGUCACUCUCCAAACACGAUAGUGAUGCGUUAUGGCAAAGUGUGGUUGAUCACGAUUUAGACACCUUUACACGGAUCACGAGUACCCUCUUACCGACCACGCCGAGGAAUCUGCCGAUACGGAUAUACCUCCCCACGCCCGCGCCAGCACCACCGUCGUCACCUACGACUCCGACCCCCAGCAACCCCCAUCCAUCCUCAAAACCACCAACUGCCAGUGUGGGGCCGCCGUUGAAUACAGUCCACCAACCCCUCACCCCCCUGUCCCAAAGCCAAACCCUCAACGACCUGCUCUCAUCCCACUUUCCCGCCCUCUUCCCUGAUCCUGCAAAAUCAAAAUCGACCUUACAAAGACAGAGAGAGAGAGAGAGAAGCAACGGCAAAGUGUUGGGCAGGGCGAUGAUACACGGUGUCAAGAUUCCGGGUGAGAUGCCGCUUGUGGAGGUGGUGAGGGAGAUGGCGGGGGCGGAUGGGUGGGUUGAUAUCGUUGUC
This is a messenger RNA of Saitoella complicata NRRL Y-17804, 936 nucleotides long. RefSeq lists its product as uncharacterized. Lineage: Eukaryota; Fungi; Ascomycota; Saitoellomycetes; Saitoellales; Saitoellaceae. The record is from RefSeq and is a predicted model, not a curated record. Gene Ontology annotation, cellular component: cytoplasm; phagophore assembly site membrane; Atg12-Atg5-Atg16 complex. The transcript has 2 exons. Gene Ontology annotation, biological process: autophagy of mitochondrion; nucleophagy; autophagosome assembly. The annotation marks the transcript as partial.